GAUACUAACCAGAAUAGUGUGUAACCAACGUAUCUCUAUACUUUUAUGACACCUGUUUGUUUACAAUUUAAGUGAAAUCUGUUUAAUUACUGUACUGGUGUUGGCAUUUGUCUUUAAAAUGCUCCAUUUUAUGCUUUUGUUUAGCCGUCAAGGUAAACUUCGUCUACAAAAAUGGUUUGUUCCCCACUCGGACAAAAUGAAGAAGAAAAUAACCCGAGAAUUGAUGACCAAUACAUUAUCAAGAAAGGCCAAACAUUGCAAUUUUAUUGAAUGGAAAGAUUUAAAAAUCGUUUAUAAACGUUAUGCUAGCCUUUAUUUUCUCUGUGGAAUUGAACAAGGGGAUAAUGAGCUUAUUUGCCUGGAAUUGAUUCAUCGUUAUGUUGAGCUACUGGAUAAAUAUUUUGGCUCUGUCUGUGAAUUAGACAUAAUAUUUAACUUUGAGAAGGCUUACUUCAUCCUUGAUGAGUUUUUGAUUGGUGGUGAGGUUCACGAAACAAGCAAAAAAUUGGUCCUCAAAGCUAUCAGUAGCCAAGACAUGAUACAAGAGGAAGAGAUUCCACAAGGUUUCUUUGAGGAUCAAGGCUUAGGAUGACUAGAGCGGCCAAAUUUUCACCAUGCAAAUAGAUGAAAAUUUUUGUGGAAGCCAUCGUUUCACCAAUCGAUAUUUUAACUAAUUAUUUUAAUAAUUUAAUAGAAAGUAUUGGAUAAAUCGAGUUUAUCUUAUUUGUUAUUACAUUCCAAAUUUUCAGCAACGAUUUCUGGAGAUCUUAACAUUAUUGCUCUCUAACUGUAUUUUUGAUUUAUGCUACUUUGGUUAGGUAGCAUUAUUUAUUAAAAGAUGUUUGAUGAUAUAUUAUUUUUUACGAUUAA
Messenger RNA from Tetranychus urticae (two-spotted spider mite), 870 nucleotides. Its product is annotated as AP-1 complex subunit sigma-2. Gene Ontology annotation, molecular function: clathrin-cargo adaptor activity. Gene Ontology annotation, biological process: intracellular protein transport; vesicle-mediated transport. Gene Ontology annotation, cellular component: membrane coat; AP-1 adaptor complex. The record is from RefSeq and is a predicted model, not a curated record. Lineage: Eukaryota; Metazoa; Arthropoda; Arachnida; Trombidiformes; Tetranychidae.